AUGGUGUCCUGCCCGAUUUGUUCGAAACCAGUCUCCUCGCUUCGUAUCAACGAUCACAUCGACUCGGACUGCCAGCAGUUUAUCGAAGAGCCGACAUCGAGCGCCGGCGAUCCCCCUCCAUCGCAGAAAGCUCCAGUUCCAGCCUUCUUCCAGCCAUCUUCCGCGCGUAAAGCCUCUACAUCGCGCGAUGUUCAUUCCGAUGCCUCUCCCCUCCGCAACCUAAACGGCAAGAGAACGGUGACGUUAAAUGGCGGCCCAUCAGAUGAUACCACACGAUCACAACGAGAUGAAGCCUCGGAACCAGCUCCUAAGAAACCUAAGGUUAAUGCCUUCCAAAGAGCCGCACCACUAGCCGAGCGUAUGCGCCCUCGUACACUGGACGAAGUAUGUGGUCAGGAACUUGUUGGCCCAACGGGUGUGCUGCGAGGUCUUAUCGAGGAAGAUCGAGUGCCCAGCAUGAUUCUGUGGGGAGGGCCAGGAACUGGGAAGACAACAAUAGCGAGAGUUAUCGCAUCUAUGGUUGGAAGCAGAUUCGUGGAGAUCAACAGUACAAGCAGCGGGGUCGCAGAGUGCAAGAAGAUAUUCGCCGAUGCGAAGAGCGAGCUUGGUCUGACGGGGCGGAAAACUAUCAUAUUCUGCGACGAAAUACAUAGAUUCUCAAAGUCUCAACAGGAUGUUUUCUUGGGUCCAGUCGAGAGUGGUCAGGUUACGCUUAUCGGCGCGACCACUGAGAACCCCUCGUUUAAAGUGCAGAACGCGCUGCUCUCCAGAUGCAGGACUUUUACCCUAUCGAAGCUUACCGACGAGGAUAUUAGGGCAAUCUUGGACCGCGCCCUUAAAACCGAAGGGCCAAACUACUCACCGUCUGCCCUGGUCGACGAUGAGCUGCUUGAUUAUCUAGCCAAAUUUGCCGACGGAGAUGCGCGAACGUCACUCAACCUUUUAGAGCUCGGAAUGAAUCUUUCAAAACGGCCUGGAAUCAACAAAAACGAAAUUAAACGCGCUCUAACAAAGACGCUUGUGUACGACCGCGCGGGCGACCAGCAUUAUGAUACCAUUUCUGCUUUUCACAAGUCUAUCCGCGGCAGCGACCCGGAUGCCUCGCUGUACUAUCUUGCCCGCAUGAUACAAUCAGGAGAAGAUCCUCUAUAUAUUGCGCGGCGUCUAAUAGUCGUCGCCUCCGAGGAUAUAGGGUUGGCUGACAACAGCAUGUUGACACUGGCUAUCUCAACCCAUGCCGCGGUGGAGAAGAUUGGUCUUCCCGAAGCGCGGAUCAAUCUCGCACAUGCCACGGUGGCUAUGGCGCUGUCGCCUAAGAGUACUCGUGCGUAUCGAGGCCUCAACAAUGCUUUUGCUGCUCUCUCGGAGCCGGGGAUCGCAGGCUUGCCGAUCCCAAUCCACCUGCGCAAUGCCCCUACGCGACUGAUGAAGGAGUUAGGAUACGGAAAAGAGUAUAAGUACAAUCCGAAUUAUAGAAAUGGCGAGGUGGUGCAGGACUACCUCCCGGAGAAGUUGCAAAAUAGGAAAUUCUUGGAGGACUUGGACCUUGGGACGCAGGUUGAUCCCGAUCUCAAGUUUAGGUGA
Messenger RNA from Aspergillus mulundensis, 1584 nucleotides. RefSeq names its product ssDNA-dependent ATPase MGS1. The transcript has a single exon. Gene Ontology annotation, cellular component: nucleus. The record is from RefSeq and is a predicted model, not a curated record. The coding region runs from base 1 to 1584 and encodes 527 amino acids. Lineage: Eukaryota; Fungi; Ascomycota; Eurotiomycetes; Eurotiales; Aspergillaceae. Gene Ontology annotation, biological process: regulation of DNA repair; DNA-templated DNA replication; DNA repair. Gene Ontology annotation, molecular function: ATP binding; enzyme activator activity; single-stranded DNA helicase activity.